This is a messenger RNA of Brachypodium distachyon (stiff brome), 1476 nucleotides long. Its product is annotated as protein MARD1. The record is from RefSeq and is a predicted model, not a curated record. NCBI's taxonomy places the organism in Eukaryota, Viridiplantae, Streptophyta, Magnoliopsida, Poales, Poaceae. The transcript has 4 exons. Bases 265 to 1068 code for a protein of 267 amino acids.
CCCUCUCCUUCCUUCCUCUUCCCCCCUCUCCCAUCCGCCCUAUUUCUUCUUUAUCUUUCUGUCACUCUGCAGCCUCCCUCCCACCCCCCUCCUCCCUCCUCUUCUUCGCCCCGCCCACCCGCCGGUGCUGCGCGCUGCAGGCUGAGGAGACCGAGAAGAUUUUCGCGUUCUGGAUGAGAGAGCUGCUGCGAGGGACAAUCUCGUGAGGCAAGUACAGUUUUGAAGCAAAGAAAUUGCAGCGGGAAGAGAACUAGAGGCGAUCAAAUGGCAGCUGAGUCCUCGGUUCCACAAACUUCCUCUGAAUCGGUUGCUCAGAAGAUGGGAUUCUUCAGAGUCCCUGACCUUCUAGUCAAACUGAGCACCAAAUGUCUGAUUGAAUUGGAUGCGGUUCGCAGUCCCACAUCGCCCCUAGACCUUCUGUUCACAGGCCUUGGCACUAAAUCACCCAGGUCAUCUUUCCUUGAUGCCAGCCAGAACCAAAAGAUCUUGCUUGGGGACAGGGUUGGGCUUGGACUGGUGGAUUCUCUCAGUGAUGAGAACCCCACACCUUUGGGCAGCAGGAAGGUUCUUCUUGGAUCUGAGAUGAGGAUAACUGACAACUUAACUCGCAAGAACAGCUCCAGUGCUCUUAUUCAAGCUGGAGGGGUUGAACAAAAGGAUGAGAACAUGAGUGAUGGACUGAACGGUAGUAUCAUGUCCCUUGAUGACAUUGUCAAUUCAGAGGAUUACACCUGUGUUGUUUCACAUGGUCCUAACCCUAGAACUACACACAUUUUCGGAGAUCAUGUUUUUGAGUUUCAAGGCGAGCAGCUGAUGCCUGAUGAGAGUGGGUGUGAGGAGAGUUUGGCCCCUCAUCUGAAUGGGGGUAUGAUGAGCUUCUGUUGUUUUUGCUGUGAGAAGCUCAAAGAAGAUAAAGACAUCUACAUGUACCAGGGUGACAAAACCUUCUGCAGCAUGGAGUGCAGGGAGAAUUUCAUGCAAGAUGAGAUGGAAGAAGGCGAGCCUGUGAUUGAUGAUCCUAGCGGCCCAUCCAUUGAUGACGGUCGUAUCUUCCAACUGAUCCAGUGAACCAGCAUCAGUAAACAACUUGAUAUGGUCGUAUCUGAAGCGCUGUCUGAAGUUAAUAAGUAGCAGCCAUGGAUGUGAUCAUGUGAAUCAAGUUUUUGCCUGAAGAUUUUGUCCGCUGAGGCGCUGAUGAAUUUACCCCCCGCUUAUUGAUUCCUUUAUUUUCCUUACCUGGAUCCUCAAAUUUUUGGAGGAGCCUGAAAGAUGACUGUAUUUCCGGUCAUACUAUUAUUUUGAUCGGAAAGGGUGUGUGCGUGUGUUCGGAAAUGUGUUUCUUUGGACCUCAUUUUCAACUGGAUGUCAUGUGUUGACACCCUUGAGUGCUAUAUCAUGUACCUGAACUUAUGCUUCUACAUGUAUUUUCACAAAGCAUGUGCUGCACAAUAAUAUUCUAAUAUUCUAAGUAUACUA